AUGUGGAGCUUCGCAGCGGCCGCUUUGCACAGUGCGCUGCGUCACUUCGAGACUGCUUGGCUUUUCACAAGAUCUGACUUCAAGACAAUAAUUCUCCCAGUGAUGACAUUUGCAACCGUUGUCUCCCCUCGUCACAACCCGCUAGCCUUGUCUUGCUCUCUGUGUUGGCUCUGGUUACAUCUCUUCCAAGCCAAUGUCUCUAACCAAGCCUGCUCUAUACAUGAAGAUAAAGUGAAUAAACCAUGGCGUCCUGUGCCGUCCGGGCGCAUUAGUGUCGAAGAAUCUCGUGCCUUACGCUGGGGACUCAUGGUUUUCUGCUCGGGCCUUUCAUCCCUUUUCAGUUUAAAUGUGUUGAUAACUAGUGCGAUGUCCACUGUGGUUAUGAUGGUGUACGACGAUUUUCGUCUCAGUCACCAUCCAUGUUUCAAAAAUUUGUGCAACGCAGGAUAUUAUGUGACGUUCGAACUCGGUCCUUCGUUAAUUCUGUCAGGGGAAUCUUCACUUGACCGCACGAGCAUACAAGCACUUUCCUGCAGCACUCUUGUCAUACUUCUGACAAUCCAUGCACAGGAUUUCGCGGACGUCAAUGGUGAUCGCAGGUCCGGACGACGCACUCUGCCGAUUGUGGCACCCGAAGGAUCUCGCAUCUACAUGCUUUGUGUACUUCCGCUACUUUCUUUUGCACUUGCCUCAUUCUGGAGCCUGGGGCCUCUCUGCAGCGCUUUCUUUAUUUCUGUGGGUUCUGGGGUCGGACUUCGCUACUUUCUCUUCCGCGACGAAAUUCGUGACCAGGCAAACUACCGCCUGUAUAAUAUAUGGCUCAUGGGCGUCCAUUUUUUGCCAGUUCAUGUGCGUUGCCGCGCAUUGACGUGGUAG
This is a messenger RNA of Suillus paluster, 876 nucleotides long. RefSeq names its product UbiA prenyltransferase family-domain-containing protein. Gene Ontology annotation, cellular component: membrane. The transcript has 4 exons. Gene Ontology annotation, molecular function: transferase activity, transferring alkyl or aryl (other than methyl) groups. Lineage: Eukaryota; Fungi; Basidiomycota; Agaricomycetes; Boletales; Suillaceae. The coding region runs from base 1 to 876 and encodes 291 amino acids. The record is from RefSeq and is a predicted model, not a curated record.